This is a messenger RNA of Hibiscus syriacus, 2686 nucleotides long. Its product is annotated as G-type lectin S-receptor-like serine/threonine-protein kinase RKS1. The coding region runs from base 87 to 2606 and encodes 839 amino acids. The transcript is spliced from 8 exons. Gene Ontology annotation, biological process: protein phosphorylation; recognition of pollen. Gene Ontology annotation, molecular function: ATP binding; protein serine/threonine kinase activity. The record is from RefSeq and is a predicted model, not a curated record. Lineage: Eukaryota; Viridiplantae; Streptophyta; Magnoliopsida; Malvales; Malvaceae.
AUGAAUCCUAUUCAAUGGCUUCUCAUUUUACAGUUCAUGUUCUUUCUUUCUCGCUUCUGCUUGUCUAUUCAUAGAUUGAACCAGUGAUGACUCCUGUUAAAUGGCUUCUCAGAAUGCUCCUUAUUUUUAUUCUUUCUCGCUUCUCCUUUUCUGCAGACACCAUAACUCAACACCUCUUCAUCGAAGAUAACAACGAUGAAGUCGUAGUCUCUACCGGCAAGGUUUUUGCACUAGGGUUUUUCAGCCCUGAAAGUUCCAGGAGCCGAUACGUUGGUAUCUGGUAUCACCAGAUUCCGGACAAGACAGUUGUUUGGGUGGCCAACAGAGGCAAUCCCAUUGAAGAUAACUCGGGGAUUCUCACAAUCGACAGUCGAGGAAAUCUUGCACUGUUCCAGAAGAACCAAACAGUUCCUGUCUGGUCUACAAACAUCUCCGUCACAGGUACUAGGAACACCAUUGCUCAAAUUCUAGACUCGGGAAAUCUUGUUUUGCUUCAGAAUGAUACCAGGAAGGCUUUACUGUGGCAGAGUUUUGAUUAUCCUACAAAUACUAUGCUUUCGUCUAUGAAACUCGGGUUGAGUUUCAGAACCGGUUUGAACCGAGUAUAUACGUCUUGGAAGUCAUCGGACGAUCCAGGAUUUGGAAACUAUUCCAUAAGGAUGAACCCGACCGGGUUUCCUCAAAUGUUUGUGUACGAAGGUUCGGCUCCUUGGUGGCGAAGCGGGCCAUGGACUGGACGUACAUGGAGUGGUAUACCUGAAAUGAUAACGAACGUCUUUUUUAAUGUUUCUUUAGUCAACACUGAUGAUGAAGUAUCGUUCUCGUAUAAUGUGAAGAAUGCCUCGAUAAUAUCAAGAACCGUAAUCAAUGAAACAGGAAUCGUACAAGGAUUAGGAUGGAACGAUGAAGCACAACGUUGGAUUGCUUCUUAUUCGGUUCCGAAGGAACAGUGUGAUUUUUACGGGCAUUGUGGCCCAAAUAGUUACUGCAACCCUGAUAUCCCAGAUGGUUUCGAGUGUACAUGUUUCCCGGGAUUCGAACCCAAAUCGCCGGAAGCCUGGCUUAUAAAAGAUGGAACGGGAGGGUGCGAAAGGAUCGGGAAACAGGGCAUCUCGACGUGUGGAAAUGGAGAUGGGUUCGUCAAGGUGUCACAUGCGAAGGUGCCGGACUCUUCGGCGUCACUCGCAGACAUGAGUAUAGGCUUGAAGCAAUGCGAGGAAAUGUGCUUGAGAAAUUGUUCAUGCAUGGCUUAUGCUAGUGCAAAUUCUGAGACCAACAGAGGGGUUGGCUGCUUGACAUGGCACGGAGAUUUAGUCGAUGCAAGGACUUUUACCGUUGCGGGACAAGAUCUAUACAUACGUUUGGAUGCUAAUGAGUUAGCUCGGUAUGCAAAGAAUGGUCUACUUCAAAAGAAGGGAGUGCUUGCUGUUACCAUAGUUUCCUCUGCUGUACUGUUUAUCAUUCUUCUCGCCUCCUUGUGUUGCCUGGUACGAAGGCGGAGAAGGGCAGCAAGAACAAGAAAAAACAAAAAUAUCUCUGGUUUUACCACAUACGAAGACUCUUUGGGUGGAAAGGAUAUUGAUGAGGGCGGAAGAAAUGGAGAUUUGCCAUUCUUUGAUUUGAGCACCAUAGCCGCUGCCACUGAUAAUUUCUCUUCCGAUAACAAACUUGGACAAGGCGGAUUUGGCCCUGUUUACAAGGGCGUUCUGUUUGAUGGAAAAGAAAUAGCAGUGAAAAGACUAUCAAAGCAAUCAGGGCAGGGAGUAGAAGAGUUCAAGAAUGAAAUUGUGUUGAUUGCAAAACUUCAGCACAGGAAUCUCGUACGAAUGCUGGGAUGUUGCGUUGAGGGUGAAGAGAAGAUGUUAAUCUAUGAACUCUUACCAAAUAAAAGCUUAGACUCCAUCAUUUUCGAUGAAUCGAAAAGAUCACUGUUGGAUUGGAAAAAGCGUUUAGAAAUUAUAAGUGGGAUUGCACGAGGAAUGCUGUAUCUUCACCAGGAUUCCAGAUUAAGAGUCAUUCACAGAGAUUUGAAGGCAAGCAAUGUACUCCUAGAUGCCACAAUGAAUCCCAAAAUUUCUGAUUUUGGCAUGGCCAGAAUAUUUGGAGGAGACCAAAUUGAAGGUGAUACAAAACGUGUAGUUGGAACAUACGGUUACAUGUCGCCGGAGUACGCAAUGCAUGGACACUUCUCGAUGAAAUCCGAUGUUUAUAGCUUUGGGGUCCUGUUAUUAGAGAUUAUCACUGGAAAAAGGAACAGCAGUUAUUUUCCUGAUAGUCCGUCUUUAAAUCUGGUCGGACAUGUUUGGGAGCUGUGGAAACAAGACAGAGCCAUGGAAGUAGUUGACUCGGCCUUAGGUGAUUCAUAUUCUACUGAUGAAAUUUUGAAAUGCAUUCAAAUCGGACUGCUGUGCGUUCAAGAACAUGCAACACAUCGACCAACUAUGGCCACAGUCAUUUCUCUGUUUGGUAACAAAACGACUCUUCCGUCCCCGAAUCAACCUGCAUUUAUAGAGAAGAGAGUUCACAAAGGGGAUGAGAGAUCGAGUAGUACUGAAGGAACCAACUCCAUAAAUUAUGUGUCAGUCACUAUGAUUCAAGCUCGCUAGACAUAUUGUAAUGCUUGUUAAACAAAGAUCGGGUUUACAAGAAAAGAUAAAGAAAGAAUUUCAACAUAUGAAUUGCUCUA